Messenger RNA from Condylostylus longicornis, 1879 nucleotides. It is a transcript of the gene shep, whose product is annotated as protein alan shepard. The record is from RefSeq and is a predicted model, not a curated record. Gene Ontology annotation, cellular component: ribonucleoprotein complex; nucleus; cytosol. Bases 457 to 1722 code for a protein of 421 amino acids. The transcript is spliced from 10 exons. NCBI's taxonomy places the organism in Eukaryota, Metazoa, Arthropoda, Insecta, Diptera, Dolichopodidae. Gene Ontology annotation, molecular function: mRNA 3'-UTR binding; poly(A) binding; poly(U) RNA binding.
UAUAAAAAUUAUAACAAGAAAUAAAAAAGACUGUGUAUUGUUAACCGAUAUUAAAAUUAUAGUCACAAUACAACAAAACACACAAAUCAAUCAAUCAACUAGAAAACGAAAGAAAAAAAAUAAAAAUCAAAACCAAUAAACAAAAAAAAUAUCUAGCUUAGCUAUACUCUUUUAUCAAUAUAAUUUUUAUUGGGCGUAUACAGAUGUGUAUAUGUACGUAUAUGUAUGUAUGUAUGUAUAAACACAAAACAAUAUUGUUACUUAACUUCAAUGUGUUUAAUUAAAUUUUAUAUUUUUUUUGUAUUAAAAUUAAAAUUAAAAUUAAAGAAGUGUUAUUUUUGAUUAAUUUUUAUUUUUAAAUAAAAUUCUCGAUAAAGUGAAAAAUUCUCGAAAAAAAAAAUUCGGACAUUAAAUAAAAUUUAUAUACAUACACAUACACUUAAAAUAUAAUUUACAAUGAAUUAUAUAUACUACAUAGUAGAUUACGGACAAAGAGUCCCAACAGCAGCAUCACCUAGUAACACUAACUCAAGCAGCUCCUCAAAUACCGGCUCUCAGAGUGGAACAUUAAGUACUAGUCUUAGUAAUACCAAUACAAAUACAACAAUGGGUCCUAAUGGUACACAACAACAAGGAGAGCAAUUAUCUAAAACGAAUUUGUAUAUUAGGGGCUUACAACAAGGCACAACUGAUAAGGAUUUAGUUAAUAUGUGUGCGCAAUAUGGAACCAUUAUAUCAACGAAGGCUAUCUUAGAUAAAACAACAAACAAAUGUAAAGGUUAUGGAUUUGUGGACUUUGAGUCACCAGCUUGUGCUGAAGGUGCAGUUAAGGGUCUUCAAGCGAGAGGUGUUCAAGCUCAGAUGGCCAAAGUGGGUAUCUGGGUGCUACAUAGGCCGGCCAUUCAACAAGAACAAGAUCCAACAAAUUUGUAUAUUGCAAAUUUGCCACCACAUUUUAAGGAGACAGACUUAGAAAAUAUGCUUUCAAAAUAUGGACAAGUAGUAUCGACUAGAAUUUUAAGAGAUCAACAAGGAAAUUCCAAAGGAGUUGGUUUUGCACGAAUGGAAAAUCGUGAAAAAUGCGAACAUAUUAUACAAAUAUUCAAUGGUAAUCAGAUACAGGGUGCCAAAGAUCCAUUAUUGGUUAAAUUUGCUGAUGGUGGUCCAAAAAAGAAAAAUCCAUUUAAAAGCCCUGAUCAAACAACAAGAUCUUGGCGUGAUGUUACCGCUGAAGGUAUACCAGUUGCAUAUGAUCCAACAACAAUGCAACAAAAUGGUGUUAGCGUUAAUCUUGGUACACCGAUACCAUAUACAGCAGCAAGAUUUGGUGCACCACCAGUUGGUAGUUAUCCAAUACCAAGCUCACCAUGGAUUGGUAGCUAUAUGAUGACACAACCAAUUGCUCAAGUAGAUGAUCAGUACAUGCAAAUGGCUGCACCACAACUAGGAGUUACUUCAGCCUAUAAACCAGAUCCGGCUGUAGCUCAAGUUCAACCACGUGGUAUAUCAAUGAUGGUUAGCGGUGAUGGAGUGCCAUAUGGAGCUAUGAUGCCACAAUUAGCAACACUACAAAUUGGAAACUCCUACAUUAGUUCAACGUAUCCAUAUUAUCCACCAGCGAUAAUUCCAACAAUGCCAAUGGCUGAUUCAGAACAAGCAAGUACAGCUGCAUCACCUGAUGAAGCAUAUACACAAUAUCCACAUCCAGCUGCGCCUAAAUAGGUCGAUGAAAGGUUUAAUCACCAAAUACCUCAUUUCUUACAUCCAAUAAAGGUGAUUGUCUAAAAUUUCGCUGCAGAUGGAUCCAAAAUUCUCUAAAAUAAAUGCUUCAAACAAAACUUAAAAAAAAAUCACAAUAAAAAAAAACCAUUUUUUUUUU